ACAACAUUGAAAACUCCAAAGUCUUGUCCUUCUCAAGCACUUGCUCUAACUCCAAUUCAACCAUGGUUGCGAGACUCGCGGUAACAGCGCUGGUGCUGAUAGCUUUGGCAACAAUUUCUCUCCAAUCUUCAGCUUCAGCUUCAUCAGUGGGUAAAUUCGUCGACGAAACCAUCACUUCCCACAAGAUCGUCAUUUUUUCCAAGACCUAUUGCCCGUACUGUAGAAGAGCAAAAGCUGUUUUCAAAGAGUUGAACCAAGUUCCACAUGUUGUUGAGCUCGAUGAGAGAGAGGAUGGUUCAAAGAUUCAGGAUAUCAUGGUUAAUAUUGUUGGGAGGCGUACUGUGCCACAAGUUUUCAUCAAUGGAAAACACCUUGGAGGCUCAGAUGAUACUGUUGAAGCUUACGAGAGCGGACACCUGCAUAAACUUCUAGGAAUCGAGAAAAAGGAUCAUGAUGAUCUCUGAAUCAGGUUGUUAAUUAGGGUAAACUAUGUCGCAAAGCUGCAACUGUAUUCUGUGACAGUAUGAUAUCUUUACAUAUGAAGGCAGGGUGACAUUACAUUUUGGCACUGGUAAAGUUUUCAUUUAUAUGUAAUGUGAUGGAUAGUUUUUUAAUUAUCACAGGAAUGCACCAUCGCCCCCCCAUUUCCACCUUGUUUGUACUGAACAUGCUCAGAUAGAUACCCCAUCAUAUAAUAGCUUGUAUUUUACUUCUAUCCCAUUUUACAUUGUUUGGAAUGGAGUGGUUAUUCAUUUUA
This is a messenger RNA of Glycine soja, 757 nucleotides long. RefSeq names its product glutaredoxin-C4. Gene Ontology annotation, cellular component: cytoplasm. Lineage: Eukaryota; Viridiplantae; Streptophyta; Magnoliopsida; Fabales; Fabaceae. Gene Ontology annotation, molecular function: glutathione disulfide oxidoreductase activity. Gene Ontology annotation, biological process: cellular response to oxidative stress. The coding region runs from base 63 to 464 and encodes 133 amino acids. The transcript has 4 exons. The record is from RefSeq and is a predicted model, not a curated record.